Messenger RNA from Ochotona princeps (American pika), 1998 nucleotides. It is a transcript of the gene TRIM23, whose product is annotated as tripartite motif containing 23. Gene Ontology annotation, cellular component: lysosomal membrane; cytoplasm; plasma membrane. Lineage: Eukaryota; Metazoa; Chordata; Mammalia; Lagomorpha; Ochotonidae. Bases 78 to 1802 code for a protein of 574 amino acids. Gene Ontology annotation, molecular function: GTP binding; zinc ion binding; GTPase activity. Gene Ontology annotation, biological process: vesicle-mediated transport; intracellular protein transport. The transcript has 11 exons. The record is from RefSeq and is a predicted model, not a curated record.
GGAGGCCUGUGGGUAGCGCUCCGUCCCGCCUCCCCGUCGCGGGUUCGAGGGCCCUCGGCUCCGCCGCUCCGCCCGGGAUGGCCGCUGUGCUUGUCAACAAGCCUGGAGCAGGAGCCGACAGCGGCCGACAAGGCAGCCGGGGCACGGCCGUGGUGAAGGUGCUGGAGUGUGGUGUCUGUGAGGAUGUAUUCUCGCUGCAAGGAGACAAGGUGCCUCGCCUUCUGCUCUGCGGCCACACCGUCUGUCACGACUGCCUCACCCGCCUGCCUCUGCAUGGAAGAGCCAUCCGCUGCCCGUUUGACCGACAAGUGACGGACCUAGGAGAUUCAGGUGUCUGGGGAUUGAAAAAAAAUUUCGCUUUAUUGGAACUUCUGGAACGACUGCAGAAUGGACAUAUUGGUCAGUACGGAGCUGCUGAGGAAGCCAUUGGGAUAUCUGGAGAGAGCAUCACCCGCUGCGAUGAGGACGAAGCUCACGUUGCAUCUGUUUAUUGUACCGUUUGUGCCACUCACUUGUGUUCCGAGUGUUCCCAAGGCACUCAUUCUACAAAGACUUUGGCGAAGCACAGGCGAGUGCCUCUGGCUGAUAAGCCUCAUGAGAAAACCAUGUGCUCCCAGCACCAGGUGCACGCCAUUGAGUUUGUGUGCUUGGAGGAAGCCUGUCAAAGCAGCCCACUCAUGUGCUGUGUCUGCAAGGAAUACGGAAAACACCAGGGUCACAAGCAUUCAGUAUUGGAACCGGAAGCUAACCAGAUCCGAGCAUCAAUUUUAGAUAUGGCUCACUGCAUACGGACCUUCACCGAGGAAAUUUCAGAUUAUUCCAGAAAAUUGGUCGGAAUUGUUCAGCACAUUGAAGGUGGAGAACAAAUAGUUGAAGAUGGAAUCGGAAUGGCUCACACAGAACAUGUACCAGGGACCGCAGAGAAUGCUCGAUCAUGUGUCCGAGCCUAUUUUUCGGAUCUACAUGAAACUCUGUGUCGACAAGAAGAGAUGGCUCUAAGUGUGGUUGAUGCUCAUGUUCGUGAAAAGCUGAUUUGGCUCAGGCAGCAGCAAGAAGAUAUGACUAUUUUGUUGUCCCAGGUUUCAACAGCCUGCCUCCAUUGCGAGAAGACUUUACAGCAAGAUGACUGCAGAGUUGUAUUGGCAAAACAAGAAAUCACCAGGUUACUGGAGACCCUGCAGAAGCAGCAGCAGCAGUUCACGGAAGUAGCAGAUCACAUCCAAUUGGAUGCCAGCAUCCCUGUCACCUUCACAAAGGACAAUAGGGUUCACAUUGGACCAAAAAUGGAAAUUCGAGUUGUUACAUUAGGAUUGGAUGGUGCUGGAAAAACUACUAUUUUGUUUAAAUUAAAACAGGAUGAAUUCAUGCAGCCCAUUCCCACAAUUGGUUUUAAUGUGGAAACUGUCGAAUAUAAAAAUCUGAAAUUCACCAUUUGGGACGUAGGUGGAAAACACAAGUUAAGACCCUUGUGGAAACAUUAUUACCUCAACACCCAAGCUGUUGUAUUUGUUGUUGAUAGCAGUCACAGAGACAGAAUCAGUGAAGCACACAGUGAACUUGCAAAGUUGUUAACGGAAAAGGAACUCCGAGAUGCGCUGCUCCUGAUCUUUGCUAACAAACAGGAUGUUGCUGGAGCGCUGUCGGUGGAGGCCAUCGCUGAACUGCUCAGUCUGCACAAGCUGUGCUGCGGCCGGAGCUGGUUCAUCCAGGGCUGUGACGCCCGGAGCGGCGUGGGGCUGCACGAGGGCUUAGACUGGCUCUCUCGGCAGCUCGUGGCUGCAGGAGUACUGGAUGUCGCUUGAUUUUUAAAUGCAGCAGUUUUGUUUUAAGAGUUAGUUUUCAAACAAUAUUGUCAUAAGAAAUUCUACACCUCAAAGAUGAUAAUUUAGGAAAAAGAAUCGUAGAUUGGAAAGUAAACACAUUGUUUCUUUAAAAAGUUAUUCUGUGGUAAAAUUUAAAUAUCGGAGAUAUCGAAUUAAAACAGAGGUUUGUUCAGUC